This is a messenger RNA of Populus trichocarpa (black cottonwood), 1216 nucleotides long. RefSeq names its product ran-binding protein 1 homolog b. The transcript is spliced from 4 exons. Lineage: Eukaryota; Viridiplantae; Streptophyta; Magnoliopsida; Malpighiales; Salicaceae. Gene Ontology annotation, biological process: nucleocytoplasmic transport. Bases 146 to 844 code for a protein of 232 amino acids. Gene Ontology annotation, molecular function: GTPase activator activity. Gene Ontology annotation, cellular component: nuclear pore; cytoplasm. The record is from RefSeq and is a predicted model, not a curated record.
CCUUCAUAGUGCAAUCUAAAAAAAUGUACGGACAGAGACACACACCGACCCAUCUGCUUCCAGCACCCUGAACCCCAGAGCCCUAAAAUAUAUAAAAAUUAGCUCUUUUGUUCUCCUCUUUAAUCGACAAAAAAGUAAAAUAAAAAUGGCAACUACUAGUAUUUCUUCAGUUGCAAGCGAGCCAGAGCACAACACCAAAUCAAGAGAAUUAGAAGAAGAGAACGCAACUAAAACAGGAGCUGCCGACGAUGAGGAUACCGGAGCUCAGGUUGCACCAAUCGUUAAGCUGGAAGAAGUCCCUGUUACUACCGGAGAGGAAGAUGAAGAUGCCAUCCUUGAUCUGAAGGCGAAGUUGUAUAGAUUUGAUAAAGAAGGGAGUCAGUGGAAAGAGAGAGGAGUUGGAACUGUGAAGCUUUUAAAACAUAAAGAAUCUGCCAAAGUUCGUCUUGUUUUUCGCCAAUCUAAGACUCUCAAGAUCUGCGCUAACCAUCUAGUUCUGCCUACAAUUAAUGUGCAAGAGCAUCAUGGGAAUGACAAAUCAUGUUUGUGGCAUGCUGCUGAUUUUGCUGAUGGGGAAUUGAAGGAUGAGCUUUUCUGUAUCAGAUUUCCUUCGGUUGAAAAUUGCAAAACUUUCAAGGAGACUGUUGAAGAGGUGGCAGAAAGUCAGGGAAAGAAAGAAGAGAGUAAAGAUGCUGCAGAUGCUGCAGGACUCCUUGAGAAGUUGAGUGUUGGGGAUAGUAAAACCGAAGAAAAAGAAAAGCAAGCCAAAGAGCUUAGCCAAACUGUAGCUGAUAAAGCAAAGGAAGAUGGAGAAAAGGAGGACGAGCCUGCUUCAUCUACAUAGCGCUGAGCUCAGUUGUUUGGUCUGUCCCGAUAAAGUUUACAUGCACUUGGGUCUUUUCAAGUUAUUGGUCGAAGUUUUGCCCACAGGUUUAGACGAUUGUUGGUUUACGUAACAGUUCAUUGGCUGUGUUGGAACCUGUGGAUGGCAUUGGUUUGCCUGUUGUUCAAUUAGGGGUCAUAAUCAAUAGAUUUUUAGUCCUAGGACCCUUUUUCUUGGAAAAAACCCUGGUACAUAGUCUGAAAGACUGAGUGAGAGCUUCAUCUUUGGCCUUUCUUGUUUCACUUCUCUAAUUUGAGUUUUCAUCUAUGCUUUCUGAUGUUUAAAUUUAGAGGUCCUACCUAUAUAAAGUGAUGCUUGUAUUUUACCUUGCUA